UUCAAUUAUAGCAGAAAACUAUACAGGAACCUAGAAACGAUUUGUCAAAAUAUUGAAAGGAACGUAGGUAAAAAACAGACAUAUCAAUUAAGCUAGCAACACAAUAAAAAGCACAGGUAAUAAGAGCCUUCAACCUAUCAGAAAGUGUCCAUUCUAGUAUACAUGAUUUCUGACAGGUUAAAAUCUCUUAUUCCUUGUCCUACUGCCUGUGCUUUUUGUUAUGUUUCUAGCUUUACUCUCCCACCCGAGGGAAAAAGCCACACAAGAAAUAGAACGGUGAAUAGUUCUACGUUGCUCCGUUUUUCGUUAUCGUUCUCGCGAAUAGAGUUUAUUUACGCACAUUAACGCAGCAGAAACAGCUGACAUGGCAGAAUUGUUGCUGGAUGCAAAUAUCCGAGGUUGGGUAUUCUUGCCUAUAGUAGUGAUCACGUUUCUAGUCGGUAUAGUCCGCCACUAUGUUUCGAUAUUGCUUGCCUCGCAAAAGAAGGUCGAGCUUCAUCAAGUGCAAGAUAGUCAAGUCAUGAUACGCUCCAGGCUGCUCCGGGAGAACGGACAGUACAUACCUAAAGUGGGUUUUAUGACUAGAAGACAUUUCUUUAACAAUGAAGAGACUGGUUAUUUUAAGACUCAGAAGCGUACUCCUGUUUCCCAAAAUCCUAUGACCGAUCCAAAUAUUAUGACUGAAAUGCUGAAGGGAAAUGUGACUAAUGUCUUACCUAUGGUACUAAUCGGUGGUUGGAUCAAUUGGAUGUUCUCUGGAUUUGUGACAACUAAAGUACCAUUUCCAUUAACCCUACGUUUCAAGCCAAUGUUACAACGGGGUAUAGAAUUAAUUACGCUGGAUGCUGCAUGGGUUUCUUCUGCCUCAUGGUAUUUUCUAAAUGUAUUUGGACUAAGGUCCAUUUAUACACUUGUACUUGGUGAGAAUAAUGCUGCAGAUACGUCAAGAAUAGUACAAGAUCAAGUAUCAGGAGCUGCAAUGUCUAUGCCACCUGAUCCGAAAGCAGCCUUCAAGUCUGAAUGGGAAGCAUUGGAAAUCUGUGAACAUAAUUGGGUGCUACAAGGAGUAGAUAUUGAGCUCAUGGGUAUCCAAUCAAAAACGGACCUAGCUGAUAAUAUGUUAGUUCAUCAAUGCAAAUAAAA
Messenger RNA from Cyphomyrmex costatus, 1143 nucleotides. RefSeq names its product ER membrane protein complex subunit 3 (gene EMC3). Gene Ontology annotation, biological process: protein folding in endoplasmic reticulum. Gene Ontology annotation, cellular component: membrane; EMC complex. The coding region runs from base 365 to 1141 and encodes 258 amino acids. The transcript has 3 exons. NCBI's taxonomy places the organism in Eukaryota, Metazoa, Arthropoda, Insecta, Hymenoptera, Formicidae. The record is from RefSeq and is a predicted model, not a curated record.